Molecule: messenger RNA, 1212 nt
Organism: Erpetoichthys calabaricus (reedfish)
Lineage: Eukaryota; Metazoa; Chordata; Cladistia; Polypteriformes; Polypteridae
Gene: exosc2
Product: exosome component 2
Exons: 9
Coding region: 50-928 (292 amino acids)
Biological process (GO): U4 snRNA 3'-end processing; TRAMP-dependent tRNA surveillance pathway; nuclear polyadenylation-dependent rRNA catabolic process
Cellular component (GO): cytoplasmic exosome (RNase complex); nuclear exosome (RNase complex)
Molecular function (GO): RNA binding
Source: RefSeq, a predicted model, not a curated record
CCAGGCGCCGCCCUACGUCAUCAAUCGCGCCGAAAUUCUCAAGCUAAGCAUGGCGGCUGAUCUGCGUCUUCCCGCUCCUCGGAAGCGUUCCACCGAUUUACCGAAGGAGCAAGGCAAGCAUCUCGUGGCUCCGGGUGAUGUUAUUACUACGGACUCUGGCUUCAUGAGGGGUCAUGGAACAUAUAUGGACGAUGAAAAGCUUGUGGCAUCUGUUGCUGGAGUGGUGGAGCGUGUGAACAAAUUGAUUUGCGUCAGACCUCUGAAAACUAGGUUCAAUGGAGAAGUUGGGGAUGUGGUGGUUGGCAGAAUAACAGAGGUUCAGCAAAAAAGAUGGAAAGUGGAGACAAAUUCUCGCUUGGACUCAGUGCUACUGCUAUCAUCUGUUAAUCUUCCAGGUGGAGAGCUAAGACGAAGAUCUUCUGAAGAUGAAUUGGCAAUGAGGGAAUAUUUACAAGAGGGAGACCUCAUCAGUGCUGAGGUACAAUCAGUGUUUGCAGAUGGUGCUUUGUCUCUUCACACCCGUAGUCUUAAGUAUGGCAAGCUGGGUCAAGGUGUGCUGGUACAAGUGUCUCCUUCAUUGAUAAAGCGACGUAAGACUCAUUUCCACAACCUCACUUGUGGUGCAUCUAUCAUUCUAGGAAAUAAUGGUUAUGUGUGGAUAUACCCAACUCCAACAGAGCAAAACGAGGAGGCCGGGGGCUUUGUGACUAAUACUGAGCCAGUUCCCCUCUCGGACAGGGAAGUAAUCUCAAGGUUACGGAACUGCAUUCUUGCAUUGUCUAUGCACAAGAUGCUGCUGUAUGAUACCAGCAUUCUGUACUCUUAUGAAUCUGCAUUCCAUCAUCAGAUCAAGGACAUUCUGAAGCCAGAAAUAAUGGAGGAGAUAAUCGAAGAGACAAGACGGCGUAUUCUGGAACAGGAGGGUUAGGAGAAAAAUAAAUGCAACCCCCAGGUCAUUCAGUGGGUCGAAAUUGGUUGACAGACCAUGGUAGUGACUACUGAGAAUACUGUGCAAGGACAACAGCUUAUGCACUCUCUGCUGAAGAAUACACCUUGAACUGGCUCAGGACCAAUAGCCACCCACUUGUCACACGGAAGUGGAUAAGCUUCUUUCAGAGUUUUGUUUUAUAGGCUGCGUGCAACUUUCUGAGUUAUGUAUAGAUCUUGGUUUAUUUUUGAUUUUGUACAAAGACAAAUACUCCACAUUCUAAA